AUGACCAACAAAAUAGGAGAAGGACAUAUGAAUCCGCUAGAUGUAGGGGCAGUUCAGCAGGCUAUGCCACAGGGGAUAAUAGAACAUGGGGCCCAAACAUCAGAAGAAGUUCAACUGGCAACAGGCAGACCUCAAACGAACGAUCAACGCAAGGCACACAUGCGACUGGGAGAGUGGAAGAGGAUGCCCUUUGGCUUGUGCAACGCAACAGCCACUUUUCAAAGACUGAUGGCUCAUGCUUCGACCAGAGUGACGAAGAAGUACGGGAAUCGUGUGAUGUGCUACGUGGAUGACGUGGUCAUUGCAACACCAACCCUGGAAGACCACAUUGAUCGACUUGAUGCGGAUUUGAUUGCAUGA
Molecule: messenger RNA, 360 nt
Organism: Symsagittifera roscoffensis
Lineage: Eukaryota; Metazoa; Xenacoelomorpha; Acoela; Convolutidae
Exons: 2
Coding region: 1-360 (119 amino acids)
Source: RefSeq, a predicted model, not a curated record